Molecule: messenger RNA, 3671 nt
Organism: Syngnathoides biaculeatus (alligator pipefish)
Lineage: Eukaryota; Metazoa; Chordata; Actinopteri; Syngnathiformes; Syngnathidae
Gene: cables1
Product: Cdk5 and Abl enzyme substrate 1
Exons: 10
Coding region: 451-2118 (555 amino acids)
Biological process (GO): regulation of cell cycle; nervous system development
Cellular component (GO): cytosol
Source: RefSeq, a predicted model, not a curated record
ACCACCAGAUGGCGACUUUGCACAAUGCAGAACUUUUUCCUCUUCCGCUCAGCGCCCGUUGGACUGCGUGACAACAAGUGUGCCAAAAACUGUUCACGUUUUCAAAACUUGUUUACUUUUUAGUGGAGAUAGUGCCACAACAUGACAAUCGCGUGAUUUUCGUGCGUUCAGUUGUGGAUUAUGUUUUUUUUUAAGUCAGGAAAAGGGUGGGAAAAAAAGACGGCGUGUGAUUGGUCCAAACGCUCCCCCGUGUUGCUGCAAAAAGUGUGACCACGUGACCUGGCUGUUUUCAACCCACUUCCACGCGUGCACUUAAAAGAGCGAACAAUGCGCGUUGGGGGGGAUUUAGUACACCCACGCAAGUGAACAGAAUUGAAAGGCACGUUUCGAUGCAUCGUAGGUGAGGAGGAGGAAGGAGAAGGAAGGAGGGAGGGAGGAGAGAGGAGAAGCAUGGCGGCAGCCGCGAGCAGCAGCAGCUCCUCGGCGGCCGCCGCCACGGCCACGCUUCUGCACGGCCACCGCAUCGGCAACUCGCAGGCUCGGAAACGCAUCGACUCGAGGCGGAGGCAGGCGGCGCUCUCCUUCCUCAGCAACAUCUCCCUGGAUGGGCGACCCGUGCAGGACGAGCGUCGGGUGGUGGACGAGGACGGGGACCCGGAAGCCCGGAGUAGCCUGGUGGAGCCAGCGGCCGCCGCCGCCGCCACCACCACCACCACCACGGCCGCCGUCUCCUCCUCGUCCUCCUCGGCUGCCGCUCUCGCCGCUGCAGCGACCGCCUUGGCCAACCAGGCUCUCCUGGCGAGCAGCCGGACCAGUUCGUUCGCCUCGGCCGCGGAGCCCGGGGAGGGCGACGCGUUUGCGCCGCCGUUCGCUGCCCCUCCGGCCCCGUUCGGCUCGCCUCUCUCGGCUCUCCCCGCCUCGGCCCGGGGCAGGCUGCAGACGUACACCCCUGGGGUCACGGCCGCGGUGUUCGCCAGGCAGGGACCCCAGAACUACUGCCUGGAGGGCGGACAGGUAGCCAACUCUGCGGUGGAGAUGCAGCGCUCCAGGCGCCGGCUCAUCUCUCAGCGCUCGUCGCUGGAAACGUUAGAGGACAUCGAGGAGAACGCGCCCCUCCGCAGGUGCAGAACCUUGUCAGGUUCCCCCCGCCCGAAGAGCUUCAAGAAGAUUCACUUCAUCAAGAACAUGCGUCAGCACGACAUGCGCAACGGAAGGAUAGUCCUAAUCAGUGGCAGAAGAUCCUUCUAUAGUGUAUUUUCAGUGCUGCCCUAUCGAGAUUGUAGCCAAGCGGGGGACGUGAAGACGGAGGCGGCGGGGCGCCAGCGGCACCCGUCGGGGGGAGUCAGCGCCAAGGAGAUGGUCGUCGGCCUCGAGGGCGUCGAACUCGGUGCUGACGGAAAGACGGUGUCGUACACGCAGUUCUUGUACCCCACCAACGCGCUGGGCGGGCGGAGGAACACCAUCGACUCCACGUCGUCCUUUUCGCAGUGCCGCAACGCCAGCCACCGCAGCCUCAGCCUCGCCCGCGCCAACAGCAACCAGAGCAGCCUGGACACCGGUAACGAGCAGAACGAAUUUCGCGAGUACGACCCCAAUCUCCUGGACGACCCCCAGUGGCCUUGCGGGAAACACAAGCGAGUGCUCAUCUUCCCGUCGUACAUGACGACGGUCAUCGAGUACGUGAAACCCUCCGACCUGAAGAAGGACAUGAACGAAACCUUCAAGGAGAAGUUCCCUCACAUCCGUCUCACGCUCAGCAAGAUCAGAAGCCUGAAGCGGGAGAUGAAGAAGCUGGCCCAGGACGAGUGCGGCUACGAGGAGCCCACCGUGGCCAUGGCCUUCGUCUACUUCGAGAAGCUGGUGCUGCAGGGCAAGCUCAACAAGCAGAACCGAAAACUCUGCACGGGGGCUUGCGUCCUGCUGGCGGCCAAGAUUGGCGGCGACCUCAAGAAGCACGAAGUCAAGCUCCUGAUUGACAAACUGGAAGAAAGGUUCCGCGUGAACCGGCGCGAGCUGAUCGCCUUCGAGUUCCCGGUGCUGGUGGCGCUGGAGUUCAACCUGCACCUCCCCGAACACGAGGUCAUGCCGCAUUACAGACGACUGCUGCAGACCUCCUAGCGUCCGCCGGCGGGCCGCCGCCGCCUGCCGAUUGACGUCCGUGCCGUCAACUUCUGUCCACGGUACUACUUGGUACCACUCUGCUGCAGAACUCUGUUUUCACCCCCCCCACCCCACCUGAGUAUUUUGUACAUUUUUGACUUUUUUUUUUUUAACUUUUCUUUUGUUGUGGGUGUGAAAUGAAGAUUUUUGCUCUUAUUUUUUUUUUUUUUAAUCAUCAGCCUGCUUUGCUCGUGGCUCAUCGGUGGUCUUAACAAGUGCACUUUUUUGGGGACUAUUACAAGACUUAUUUUGCAGCUCUGGACCUCGUUUUGUUCCAACCUUUUCUCGUAUCCGCGUUUGAACUCGUUUAUUUCUCUUUAAUUAGAUUGUGCUACGCCGAUCACUCUGACCAGACCAGUGUCUAAUUUUCUCGUGCUCUAUGUUAGAGUGUAUCGCUAGCACCUUUAAGGUGCUUUAUGGAUAAGCGUCACGUUGGUGGUUUUCGGGGGGUCGGGGGGGUACGCUAUGUGGUGACGGCGAUGGCGGAUAAAAACGCACUCUGAUCCAAUUUGGCGGGCAACUUUCACACGCGUCCUGUUGCGAUUGACGCAUCCGCCGGGUUUUGACUUUUAAUUUGUGAAAGUGGUGUCAGGACCAAGUGAUUUCUUUUUUUUUUUUUUUUUUUUCAACCAUUUUCAUGGCAGAUCCUCAACAAAAAGAAUCAGCGAGUGACAAGCGUCAUAUUUCUCAUUUUUGUCAACUGGAGAAAAAAAUACCUGCUUCUGCGUGGGGUUCGUUUGGCCAUUCAUCAAUGGGGGGGAAAAAAAAAAAAAACAUAAGUUCUAGAAUUCACCCGAAAUGGCCGCUUUACACCAAAAUGUCCAACUUUUGUUUUUCAUUGAUGGCAUGUGCCGUUGAGACUUUUUCACGUGUCCUGUUACAAUAAACAUGCACACUGAAUUCCAUUUUUUUUGGGUGAAACUGGUGCCAGGGGAUGUUUUAUUUUGUUAUUUUUCCUUUGCAGGGAGCCCUACAGUUUUGGAGAAAAGUUGAGAUCGCAACCUAAAAUGUUAAAAUCUUCACCAGGAUGCUUAAUACUGUCCGAAUGACUAUUUACUUUAUAUGGCAUGUUUAUGACUUUUGCCUUGUUGUAUUAUCGCGUUCAGCGUUUUUUUUAAACCACGCUGAUUGGUUUUGCUAAAUGGAUCUUGAAUGACCUGUUUUGGAUAUUUGAAAAAAGAAAAUGACACACUGAAAUGUCAUGAGGGAAGGGUUUGAAUUGUUCCUGGCGCGCCUCAAAGAGUUCAGGAGUUGACAAAAGGCAACAAUUAUUACUGCUUGAUUAUGAUUGUAAAUAAAUCAAUCUUGUCCAAACAACUGACUUUUUCCAUUACUGUAAUGUUGCUGACGUAUCAAUUACUUUUUCCACCCUUUGAGAGCUAGCUAGCUUGACAAGAACAUUUGUUUAGGGUACUGUCACAAUCAUAUUUAGAUGCUAACACAUACUAUGCUAACAUUUAGCAAAUGGUAUCAGGUGUGUUUUUUGAGGAUUUUAUGAUCUGCCCGUUCUG